Messenger RNA from Crotalus tigris (Tiger rattlesnake), 2128 nucleotides. RefSeq names its product LRP2 binding protein (gene LRP2BP). Bases 907 to 1944 code for a protein of 345 amino acids. NCBI's taxonomy places the organism in Eukaryota, Metazoa, Chordata, Lepidosauria, Squamata, Viperidae. Gene Ontology annotation, molecular function: protein binding. The record is from RefSeq and is a predicted model, not a curated record. The transcript has 12 exons.
UUUCUCUACUGAACUACUUUGUUGGGAAGUUUUUCUAGCAAUCUGCCAAAAUCUUGCAACAUCAUUUUGUAUCUGGCUCUCUGGGAUGAUGGAGUUCAGAUGUUAAUCUUCUAUCUGCUGCCUCCUCGGCUACUUGGGUUGGAGGACGAGGACCGGCGUGCAUCAUGUCUGACUGGAGAAUUCUGGGAAUUGAAAUCCAAACAUCUGAAUGUUGCAAAAGUUGAACCACAGGGCUCUAGAAAGAGCAACUCUUCUCUUCCGCUCAAGUGCCCGGUUGACGAGACUGAACACCCAAUGAUGAGCCUUUCAUUCCUUUCGCUGUCCACGCCUCUCUGAUAGCGUGCGCACAUGCUCAUUUACCCUCUUUCCCGCGGCCGUGAAAGAGAAGGAGGCGGGGCGAUGGCAGGGCGUGGUUUUUGGACAAACGCUUGGUACCUGCGUUGCUAAGCGACGCGUGCUUGUCUCGCCUCUCUGCGACUACUCGCCGGAGGGCGCAAUUCGCGAUGGGCACCGCCGGUGAAUCCAAAGAGCUCUGGCGAUCUCGGACAUCAGAGUACAGAAAUAUCCUGAUGCAGUCACUCCGAAGGACUUCUUCCCUAUCCUUUAGCCUUCCAGCUAUGUUGGGCCAUUUCUCCAUCACUUCCAGCCCAUCACCAAGGCCAUGUUGCCUGAAGAUUUUUAGAUUUGAUCCAGCAUGGUCAAAGGGCUCCUUGCUGGGGGUCCCAGAGUAGACAAGCCUCAUAAUGACACAAAGGGUCACCAUCAAAGGGCAGCUGGGAAGAUGAUGACCCCGGAGGAGGAACAGCCUAGGCGUCUAAUCCAAUGGAAUACCCCAUCAAACCGUGGUGAGACUCAGCUUCGCCUUUUUUUAUUACAGACUGGAUUGGAAUAAUAUAAAAGAGAAAAAUGAAGCCGACCAGUGAACCUCUGCCUCGUGAACAUAGUACUGAGACUGUUCUCCAGUGCAUUUUAAAGGAAUCCAGUAGUGAAUUGGAUAGUUUACAAUGGCUAUCCCGUCAAGGGGCUUCUGAUCAUAGUUUUCUGCUUGCAAAGGCUGAAGAACUUCUGGAAAAUCGAAUCAAAGAUGGGGAGCCACUGGCAUAUUUUCUCAAAGGGCAACUUUAUUUUGAAGAGAAACGUUAUGAAGACGCAUUAUUACAAUUUGAACAAAACAAAGAUUUUCAGUCCAUGUAUCAGUUGGGUGUAAUGUACUACGAUGGAUUGGGAACUCCUCCAAAUUCUAAGAAAGGAGUUGAAUAUAUGAAGAAGAUUCUAAAUUCUGACUCUCCUAAAGCAAGACAUUUAAAAUUUGCUGCUGCAUACAACCUUGGUCGAGCUUACUACGAAGGACACGGGACUCAAUUUUCUGAAGAAGAAGCUGAAAGAUUAUGGCUUUUUGCUGCAGACCAUGGGAACCCAAAAGCAAGUGUAAAGGCUCAGAGUACACUUGGAAUGCUGUAUUCAGCACAUGCUAAGGAUCUUAAAAAGGCAUUCUUUUGGCAUUCAGAAGCUUGUGGGAACGGAAGCUUGGAAUCGCAAGGCAUCCUUGGGAUUAUGUAUCUUCACGGACAUGGCAUACAUCAAAACCUGAAGGCUGCUUUGGAGUGCCUCAAUCAGGCAUCGCAUCGAGGAAAUGUCUAUGCUAAAGGCCAUUUGGUGGAAUAUUAUUACAAAAGAAAAUUUUUUAUAAAAGCGGCCGAGUUUGCCAAAAGAGUAACAGAAAAUGACAAUGUUGAAAAGAUAGCAGAGGAAACAGAUUGUCUUCCUUUUUACAUAAGCAGAGGACUUGCAAUGGCUUCUUUCUACUUGGCCAGAUGCCUCCAUCUUGGCCGAGGAACCCAACAAGAUAUAGCAGCAGCUAAAAAUUAUUAUUCUAAGGCAUGUCGAUUGGAUCCUGCUGUAGCUGCUGAUCUUGAGCUGACUGCUAAUCAUGGGAGAAUUUAGAAUAUUAUUCUGCUGAAUCUGAGGAACACAUUUCUUUUAGCUUCUGAUUAAUAUGAACAAACUUCUUUUGUCUCCCUUUUCUUCAAUCAGAGUAAUGCAUAUAAAUUCCCUUCAGUAAAGUUAUAACCAUUACUUUGUAAAACUAUUCUUUAAUUCUGUUAAUAUAAUAAAAGUUGACUGAUAA